AGUCAGCUCCACAUCCAGAAGCUCCCGCGGCCAGACUCACGCAUCACUCCGCACUCGAGGUGCCAACUGCGGCUCUGACACAACUCGGCAGAAGAGGAAGUGGAGAAGCUUGACACUUUAUAUAAAAAAAAGAGAGAGAGAGAGAAAGAAAAAAGGGGGCUCGCUGUGAUUUUGACAGCCUCUUCAUCCUCUUCUUCGUCUUCUUUUGGGGAUUCCUACUUUUUUAUUUUUAUUUAUUUAUUUUUUUAAAGCUGCAUCCUUCUUGUUGUUGUGUGACUUUGGGGGGACGUUUACUUGCACGCGUUAUCCGGACAUGUCUUUCCCUCAGCUGGGGUACCCCCAGUUCCUCAGCGCCUCCCAUGAGGUGUACAGCACCGAGCGGCCGGCCUCUGCCCGGGAAGGAGGCGCCGAAGGCGGCGUGAGCUCGUCUGCGACCGCCGCGGCCGUCGGCUCUAUGCUGGGAAUGUACGGGAGCCCAUGGGCUGCUCACAACUACAGUGCCUUUCUGCCGUACAGCGGAGCCACAGACCUCGCCCUCAUCUCCCAGAUGGGCUCUCAGUACGAGCUGAAGGACAGCCCGGGGUCUCACCCGGCUCCCCUGUCCGUCCACACCGCUCAAGGCUUCUACCCAUACGGCCAGUACCCGUACGGAGACCCGUCCAGGGCCAAAACCGCUACCAGGGAGACCACGAGCACCCUGAAGGCCUGGCUGCAGGAGCACCAGAAGAACCCGUAUCCCACCAAAGGAGAGAAGAUCAUGCUCGCCAUCAUUACGAGGAUGACGCUCACACAGGUGUCAACGUGGUUCGCAAACGCCCGCAGACGCCUCAAAAAGGAAAACAAGGUAACUUGGGGCCGAAGCGCCGAGGACCGAGACGGCCGCAUCUUCAGCAGCGACAACGAGGACGAGCCGGGCAAGAACGGCAGCGACGACGAGGAGGAAGACGAGGAAAUUGAUUUGGAAACUGUCGAUAUCGAGAGGCCAGAUGAGCAGCGAGCAGGGGAAACGGGCUCCGGGAAGGGAGACGGGGAUGGAGAGGCAGAUCUAUCAGUCAGAGAGCAGGCCUCGGAGUCCAAGAGCUCGGAGAGCAGCAGGACGCUUUCUGUGGAGGCCCUCAGAGGAGUAGAGCCUGGCGUUUCUCUCAUUAAAUCGCCUGGUGGCGGCAAACUCGCAGUGGAUCAUUCACCCAGCAGACAGGAGUGCCAGAGACCGCCGCAGAGCAAACCCAAAAUCUGGUCUCUGGCUGAGACCGCCACGGCCCCGGACAGCUCUCACAAAUCUGCCUCAGCGGCCCAUGCGCACCACGCGGCUUUGGCCUCCGCCGGACACCCAGCCUUACUCCCGGGACAUGGAAUAUAUACAUGCCAGAUUGGCAAGCUGCACAACUGGGCCAACGCGGCUUUUCUCAAUGCCAACUCUCUUUUGAACAUGAGGUCGCUGCUCGGAGGGGCGCCGGCCGGACACCUGCCUCUCCACGGCGCGGUGCCGGCUGCGCGUCAUGACUCACGGCCGGCGGCGGCUGGCACAGGAACAUCGGGCACGGAGGACGACAGUGAUGUAGAGUCGUCGGGGAGCUUCAGUCCAAAAAGAGAUGAUGAAGAGAGCGACCACAGGACUGAUUCCCUGAAGUCUCCGUUUCAGCUGAUCACUGACAGACCUCACCAUGGGACAGCACCACAGCGCGUUCUGGCAACAACAUUAUGAGAAGACAAGGGGGGAAAAA
Mugil cephalus (flathead mullet) is the source of this 1724-nucleotide messenger RNA. It is a transcript of the gene irx1b, whose product is annotated as iroquois homeobox 1b. Gene Ontology annotation, cellular component: nucleus. The transcript has 5 exons. NCBI's taxonomy places the organism in Eukaryota, Metazoa, Chordata, Actinopteri, Mugiliformes, Mugilidae. The record is from RefSeq and is a predicted model, not a curated record. Gene Ontology annotation, molecular function: RNA polymerase II cis-regulatory region sequence-specific DNA binding; DNA-binding transcription factor activity, RNA polymerase II-specific. Bases 314 to 1705 code for a protein of 463 amino acids. Gene Ontology annotation, biological process: regulation of transcription by RNA polymerase II; neuron differentiation; cell development.